AUGGACUACCUUUCCAAGAUCUCAUUUCCCUAUUAUCAGAUCCCACAUACAAAUGUUCUGCUUAAUAAAUUGUUUUUCACCAAUCAGGAUGAUUCAGAGACUAUAAGGAUUUCUCUUCUGGAAAAUAAGCUGGUGGGAGAGAUCUGUCAUCAGGGUUCGAAGGGUAAAGAUCCCACCAGCUACAUUGAAAAUGUCGACGGAGACGACAAAUAUAGCUUCCCAUUGCUUAUAAAGGUUGAUUCCAAGUUUAACAAGUUUAAGCUUCAUGUAUCAAUUAAACCGACCUCGGGGUUUCGCGACAGGAAUUUGUUGAUAGUUAAAUCCACGGGAGUUGAAAAUGUAUCUGCAAUGCGUGAACUAGCGAGUGAUGCAAUUGGGUCAACUGUUGAUGUUUCAAAAUUAUUGUGCAAAAGUUUACCAAUCGAAGACGGCGUACCUGAGUUUCAAAAGUUAAUAAUCAAUGAUUCUUUUGACUCAAAGACAAUGAAUGAUAAGAGGGUUUCUGUAUCCCUAUGGGACCAUGAUCCCAAUUCGGACGAAUACAAUUACCUUCUACAUUUUAGUGUAUGGAUAGACAAGACUAUUCCUGAAGAAAGCAGGGAAAAUAAGACAAAAUCUUUUGAGGUAAAGCAUGAACCCAAAAGUUACAGUUUGGGUGAUUUUAGGCGAGAGUUUUGUUUCAGUAUCGAAGACGGCCCAGAAUUCAGAAAACAUUUAAGCAGCUUAGAGGAGUCUGUUCCCAAAAUGCGUGGACACUACUUGACUUUAAUAGAGGACUUCCGAGUUUUGGAGUCAAGCGUUCGACGAUUAACUAGUUCCAAAACGAAAAUAAUAGAGGGAAUCAACCGUAUAAUAAGCUUAAACUCACAUCUUGUUGAUGCAUUUGGAUUUAAACGAGAGUUUCAACACACCUUUCUUCGUUUAUUUGACCCAUUUGAGAAAAACAUCAACUUCUUCUUUGAUCUGGUUUGUGACAAUAAGGCUCUCACCAAGAUUAUGGACAAUAUACCUUUACCCCAACUAGAAACGACGAGCCAAUCUGAACUACUACAAAUGAAAAAACAAUUUGAAGCAGACUCCAAGGAAUACUAUGCGUGGAUGAAUAAGUAUCUAGCGAACGAGAAAGAGAGACCAGAUUCCAAACUAUUGUCCAAAAGAAAAAAGUUCGAAUUAUCAAAGUUUGACUAUUUAAACCAGCUCAGCAAAGUCACCAACAACCAAUAUGCCAACAAUUUAGCAGAAAGACUUUUUAAAUUUGUAAACUUACCUUACAACGAAUCGCAUCCAAAGUUGCUAAAUUUCAAAAUGUUUUCAGAUAGCGCGAACUUUGACCUAAUUGAAACCAACUACCAAAUCUAUUUGUUUGCAUUGACUAGAUUCAACAGUGAAAAAUACCAAUUAAGACAGAAGAUUGAAGCUUGCCAAUCCAAUGAGGAGUUGACUACCUUGAUACGAAACAAUAAUCUAAGUUAUUCUGGCUCAAAAAACUCUACUGACUCCAAUGACAGGAAUAUUGACGAGUUUGUGGUCACAAAGGAGAAUUUUGACCUAAUAUUUUCCGAUGUUCAUCCACCAAGUGAGUCCCACUCCAGUGAUUCAGAUAUAUCAGGUAUUCUUUUUGCCCUCAGUGGUCAAAAGAAUUCAGGCUGGCAUAAAGAAUGGGUUGUUCUUAAAGAUGGACAGUUGACAGAGUAUUCAGAUUGGCGUAAAGGAAAGUCGCCGAUAAGUGACCCAAUUGAAAUAGCAUUGUCUAGUGUGAAAGCUGUGAAUCACUACAAGAGACAAUACUGCUUUGAGAUUUUGACUUCGUCAGGAGCAAAACAUGUCUUUCAAGCUUUUGACAAUGAUGAUAGGAAUAAAUGGGUUAGGGCACUCCAUAAUGCUGGUCAGCUAGUCGAUACGAAGCGAUUGGAGCAGAGGUUCGGUACUACGCACAAAAAAGGAAAAAAGAACUUGGGCAAAGUGUUAACAGAUUUUACUACAAAACCAGUUGUUCCUGGUAAUAGCUACGACAAAAGUGUCUCGCCAGUAUCUAUCGUCUCCAAAGACCCCUUUUCCGAGAAUUCGUACUUGAACUUUGUAAGAUCAAUACCCGAUAGUGAUAAUGAUAUGUGUGUUGAUUGCAAACUGACAGAGCUGGUGGAAUGGGUUUCGAUUAAUUCGUUAAUUUGCAUGUGCGUGAAUUGUGCUUCGUGUCACCGUAAUAUAGGAUCACACAUUAGCAAAGUCAGAUCAUUGACUCUAGAUAAUUUUUCAAAGGAAACUGAGAUGUUAUUAAGGUUUGUCAAUAAUCGUCAGAUUAAUGCAUUUAUGGAAGAGAAUUUAACAGCUCCUCGUAUUCACGCGGGUACUGAUCAUGAAACUAGAUUGCACUUUAUUCGAAACAAGUAUGUUAAGAAAAAAUAUUCAGCGGUGUUGCCAGAUGUGAAUAACUUGUUGAUCAAAUCGAUACAACAAAUUCAAGUACAAGGUGAAAUAAAAGCAAUAUUAUGUGGUGCUGAUGUAAACCUGAACAUUCAAAUUAAAUCUUCAAAUCACAAUGAAAACACAGUGGUUUCCAUAUUUGAGUACAGUUUACGAAAAUUUAUUGAGGUUGAUACCGAUAAUGCCAAACAGAAAUGUUUCAUUCUUUCUGAACUUUUAGUGUUGAAUGGCUGUACCAAUUUUGGAGGAGUUAAAGUUGCGGAUACCAGUGUUGGCUUAUCUGAGGAGGCUUGUGAUUAUUGGAGACAUAAAAGUGUCAUUUUGAAUGGCUCUUCUUAG
Molecule: messenger RNA, 2763 nt
Organism: Lodderomyces orthopsilosis Co 90-125
Lineage: Eukaryota; Fungi; Ascomycota; Pichiomycetes; Serinales; Debaryomycetaceae
Gene: AGE1
Product: Age1p
Exons: 1
Coding region: 1-2763 (920 amino acids)
Biological process (GO): intra-Golgi vesicle-mediated transport
Cellular component (GO): endosome; trans-Golgi network
Molecular function (GO): GTPase activator activity
Source: RefSeq, a predicted model, not a curated record